GUCAACAACAAGCACCAAGGUCAAGCUACAUGCAGCCGCACGUCCAGGCAGCGACACUGGCCUUGCAGGAGAGCCGAGCGACUGCUUCCGAAGAAAGUAAUGCCACCGAUCUGCGUAUAUUGUACAAGUCCCUGCGCAAUCCGUCUAGCAACCUCCGUGUGAACAAAUGGGACGCUCUGAUUCUAGACUCGGAGAUUCUCGGGCUGCUCAAGACGCCCAUGAAGAGCAUGUUCAGCAUGUUCGAUCCCGGUGUUGUGGAACACGUCAAGCCGGAGAUUGACGCGGUACUGGGGGCUGUGCUGUUUGCAUUCACUACCGGUGUCGGAAGGCCGACACCCGGCAUGAAACUCGAAAAACUCCGAUACGCUCCCCAUUUGCUUACUCGGCGUCGUGUGGGUGUUUUCUUCUUGCUGUCAGUGGGAGUACCGUACGCCUGGAAACGCCUCGUUCGAUAUCUAUCGUCUUCGCGAUGGACUGCUCGAGCUGCUUCACGUGGCGACAGGUCUGAUGGUGAAGUGACUUCUCGUGAGCGUAUACUAGCGGUGAUGAAGAAGCUUGAGACGCUUGUAAUUACGUGUCAGUUCGUCAACCUGCUCAUUUUCUUGCGCAAGGGAACUUAUCGCUCGCUCCCCGAGAGAUGUCUGGGAAUGAAAAUGGAAAGCAUCACGCCGUCGACAGCUCCACGGUCGAUUAACUUUGAGUACAUGACUCGACAGUUGUUGUGGGAGGGCUUGAUGGAGUUCGGCAACUUUGCGUUGCCCUUCUUGACCUGGAGUAGCUCGCGUACAAGCGCAGCGUUUCAAGGAAGAUUGUCCGUUGCGGAUGCUCGUUUAUCCCAGUGCUGCCUGUGUGGUAUUUCACCUCCACAGACGCCAUACAUCACGUCGUGCAAGCACGUCUACUGCUACUACUGCCUGCAAACUGCAGUUGCCACGGAAGACGAUUUCGCGUGUGUUGCAUGCGGAGUGAGGUUCGAUUCGUCACAACGACUUCGCCUAUAG
This is a messenger RNA of Phytophthora infestans T30-4, 1001 nucleotides long. RefSeq names its product peroxisome assembly protein, putative. NCBI's taxonomy places the organism in Eukaryota, Oomycota, Peronosporomycetes, Peronosporales, Peronosporaceae. Gene Ontology annotation, biological process: protein import into peroxisome matrix. Bases 30 to 1001 code for a protein of 323 amino acids. The transcript is spliced from 5 exons. Gene Ontology annotation, molecular function: zinc ion binding. The record is from RefSeq and is a predicted model, not a curated record. Gene Ontology annotation, cellular component: peroxisomal membrane.